Messenger RNA from Dichotomopilus funicola, 3975 nucleotides. RefSeq lists its product as uncharacterized. Gene Ontology annotation, cellular component: cytoplasm; mitotic actomyosin contractile ring. Gene Ontology annotation, molecular function: protein binding. Gene Ontology annotation, biological process: mitotic division septum assembly. The record is from RefSeq and is a predicted model, not a curated record. The coding region runs from base 1 to 3975 and encodes 1324 amino acids. The transcript has 2 exons. Lineage: Eukaryota; Fungi; Ascomycota; Sordariomycetes; Sordariales; Chaetomiaceae.
AUGGUUUUGGCACCGCCGCCACUGCCGAUGCGCUUCCCGUGCUGGGUGCGCGCGGUAUACUCUUGGGGAGGAGAGUCGAAGCGGGACCUUGGGUUUAUUGAGGGCGAUUUGAUCGAGUGUCUCAACGCAGGAGAUGGUUCGUGGUGGACGGGCAGGCUAUUCCGGGACAGGAGAGCCGUCGGCUUGUUUCCCUCAAAUUUUGUCGAGGUGUUGCCAGACAACUUUCGCCCAACCACCAGAUCCGUCAGCCCAUUAGCCGCUCACAGCAACACGCCGAGUCCCAAGGGCGGCACUCCCCAAAAAUCGAGGACCUUCCGCAAACCCUUCGAGGCCUACGCUAAAGCGCCGCACUACACGACGGCCAAAAUCCCAGAGACAUGGAAAAACGGCGUGAAGCCGACCGAUACGUCGCCCAAUCCCAAGGAAAAUGCACCGCGGCCGCGAGAGACGCCUAGGAAUUCUUUCGACCACACGAGUGCAGCAGCUCCCCCCGCCGUCGACCACAGGUUGGCCCAUUCUCCCUCGCGAGCCCCGAGCCACCUUGGAGGAGGGCGAGAUCCUUCUCCAGCUCCCUCCAGGGUUCCUCAUCAUUACGUGGGACAGGAUCAUCCCUCCCCGUCCCGAACUCCCAGCCACAUUGAAAGGGAUCACUCGCCCGGACGACCUCCGAGUUUUAUGGGGCGGGAACCUUCUCCACAUGUUCCUAUGUAUGCGAACCGGGAUCCCUCACCUUCCCGAGCUCCCGGCCACAUCAGUAGGGAUCCCUCCCCUUCCCGCGCGCCUAGUUUCGCCGGUUCUCGAGGGCCGUCCCCUGCACCGUCGUACAUCCCGUAUCGGCCACCGCAAACCCGCCAACAACACACCUACCAUCUCAGCUUAGACCAGACGGAGCCCUAUCGACCCGCAGUCCAGGGAGGUGAUUCUCCCCCUCCUCCACCCCCACCGCCUCAUCGCUCCAAGCUGGCCCGGCACGGCGGCCAGGCUUCGUACGACGAGGGGUGCUAUGGCGCUCUGUCGAGGGAACCUGGAGGACUAUCCAGACAGCACUCCACCGCCUCGUAUGGCUAUGAAGCCCAGCAACCGCCAAAUCAUGAACCAUACGAUGACCAUCAGCAGGUCAACACGGGUUACCAGACACCCCGGAUGCCGUCGCCGGGGCCUGGACCCCCUUCACCGGGAGGGUUCACACCGUCUCCCCUCAGAGAGGCCAUGGACGACGUAAUGGAGCAGCUUGACGCGCUGGGAGCUGGGAGGGAGGCCGAAUCUCCCGAGCCGGAGUUGGACCCGUGGUCGCCCGAGUCCUUUGACAUGGUACAACAUCUGUCUAGAAAAAAGCGGGACCACCAACAACAUUCACAACCUGCAACCGUAACUUCCUUGCAGGUCGACGAAGGCUACGAGACGUACAGCGGUAGUGGGUCGUCGCAAGAACCCACCCCCAUGGACUCGUACCAUCGUCCGCUUUCACAGCUGAACGAUCAUGUUGAACGAGCAGAAUCGAGCUUGAAGAUAACGUCUCAGCCGGGUGACAUGUUGGAAGAGGAGGAAGAGGAAGACGAAGCCCCGCCGCCUCCUCCCAAGCGCGGCCGGUUCUUUGAGCGCCCGAAGUCAUCCAUUGAUGUCACCGCGCUGCCUGACCAAAAGCUGCGGCAGAAGAAAUCAGCUUACGAGAUCAGUCGGCAAGUGCUCAACCGAACGUUCACCACGAAAACAAAUUCCACCAACAGCUCGUCGGCCACCCAAAGCACCGACCGCAGUCUCAUGAGCGGCGUGUCGGCGGGAGGAAUCAGCGCUACGAGCGCGGGGAGCUUGGCGAGGAAAAACCGGAGUAGGGCUCAGAGUGCCCUCGCCAUGCGGGAUCUUGAUGCCGACCGCCCAGGCACACCGUUCACGGGCAUCACAUACCACAGCAGCCACGCCUCGGGCGAUCAGCGGCCGAAGUCUCAGGUGGGCUUCCAUGACGACCCUAUGGCCUCGGUGGGCGGGCUUGUCACGCCGAAGCCUAAGAAACAAAACUUUAUCAAGCGCAUUCUAGAGUCUGCCAAGACUGGCGUUGCUAGCACUCGAGGGAGCCUUGCUGCAGCCAGCUCUGCCACGCCAUCGGGUCGGUCGACACCUGUCCUGCCUUCACUCUCCGCGCCCUUGUUUAGCAAGACGGGUCGAGACCACGGGAGAGAGAUGGGACUUAGUGGCGGCGUCGACUGGGUCCAGGUACGACGAGACGUGAACCGGUCAAACUCCUUGAGCCAGAAUGAGCUGCUAGAGAGACGGGAGCGUUGCCAGAUGUUGGACUAUCCGGCUUUGGACCCCGUUGAUGAGUUGUACGACAAUAUUGACGGAGAUGAGGGUGCCGAUGGGAUGCCGGUGCCCGAUCCAGUCAAUUACAACGCCAUAAACUUGAGCCAGGUCGACAAGAACUCACGCUUCUUGGCCAACCUACCCCCUACUACGACACCAAUCACUUUAGCGACGACAUACGUCUGCCGACCGUACCGCAGCGAUGUCCAGCGUUUGCGCUCCAUUUUCACUUGGGUGGCCGAGAAAAUCAUGUGGGAGGAGGACUUCGACGGCCCCAUCGACACACGCCGUGUUCUCCAGACGAAACGGGCAUCUGCCGAGGAGUACGCCAAUUUGGUCUUGGAGAUGUGCGCAGCAAUCGGGAUGACCUGCGAGGUUGUUCGCGGGUAUCUCAAGACACCUGGGGAGAUUCCCGAAGUUAACAUCAUGCCUCGGUCGAACCACUGGUGGAACGCGGUGUUGGUAGACAAUGAAUGGCGUAUGAUGGAUUGCUGUCUGGCUAGCCCAUCUAACCCGCGGAGGAUCCAGUACUCGAGCCACAGUAGCUCAUCUGCGGAUCCUUGGUGGUUCCUGGCACGCCCGACUGAAAUUUGCUGGACGCAUAUCCCCGAGAAUCACGAGCAACAGCAUAUUUGCCCGCCCGCGGCCCAUGAUAUUUUGCUCAACUUGCCUUGCGCUUGCCCGCCGUUUUUCAGGAACGACUUAGACAUGGUCGAAUACAACACCUCUCUGACUCGGAUCGAGGACCUUGAGAUGGUGCACAUCAAGUUCAGCGUCCCGGCAGACAUCGAGGUAGCCGCCGAGGUUGAGGUACGCAGCUACGCGCGAGAUGCAGACGGCGACUACUUUGAGUCCGGCGACAUGGUCAGGAAGCGAGCACUGGCUCAGGCCGAAUGGUUCAACGGCACCAAGCGGUAUACCAUUAAGGCCUUACUCCCCGGUGACGAAGGAACUGGCACGCUCAAAGUGUACGCCGGCAAGCGUGGCCUGAUGCACAGCAUCAAGGACAUCCCACACCCAUUAGCCUUUGCUCUGCCCAUCAUCCACACGGGCGAGAACCCGCCAUACGAGUUCGUAACCCGUCACCCGACGCCACACGCCCAGCGCCACGACAUCUACGUUGUCCAGCCGCAGUGCCAACGGCUCGCGCUCAACAACACCUUCGUCUUCGCCAUCCGCCAACACCCAAGCUCCAUCGGCUCAUCUUCAUCGGGCGCAUCCCCCAUGACACCGUCCUCCAACCCCGGCAAUGCCUCGCCCAUCCCUUUCAUCCGCCCCACCUCGGCCAUGAGCAUGACCUCCAGCGCGGCGGGUUCCAACCCCAGCACCACAGCCGGGGGCAACGGCUCGUCUUCUUCGUCCAAGAAGCCUGCCAAACUCGCCAUCCAGACCCCGGGCGGUAAGAUCCUCCGCCUCAUGCGCAAGGAGGACAAGCGCGGUAUCACAGGUAUCCUCAACUCCAACGGUGCUAGCAACAGCAGCAGCGCACUGCGUGGUGUUACCGGGCAGGCGAACAGCCCUGGAGCGCCGCUUCUGGGCGAGGAUGAGGCAGCGGGCGAUGGUGGCAUGUGGGAGACGAUCAUCAAGUGCAGUGAGAGAGGCGUGUGGAGGGGUCUGGUGCUGGCUGACCGGACGGCGAGAUGGUGCGUUUUUGCGGAGUGGGUUUGUGAGGGUUAA